AUGGAGAAAUUCAAUUUUGUAGCAGUGAUUAUAGUCCUGUUGAUGUAUAUUGAAUCAGUAAAAUCAGAAAUUCCUCUAGCACCAGCACUAUAUGUAUUUGGGGAUUCAAUAUUUGACAGUGGAAAUAAUAAUGUUUUGCCAACUUUAGCUAAGGCUGAUUUCAAACCUUAUGGUUCGAAUUUUGAUGGAGGCAGAGCUACUGGAAGAUUUACAAAUGGAAAAACUGUUGCUGAUUUUAUUGCUGAAUUUCUCGGAUUGCCAUUUUCUCCGCCUUAUUUGAGUUUACGAGGAUCGUUAAAACUCACCGGCUUAAAUUAUGCUUCUGGAUCCUGCGGCAUUUUACCUUAUACAGGAAAUUUCAUCGGGAAGUGCCUGCAUUUUUCAGAGCAAGUUGAUUUAUUCGAGAGAACGGUAGAGCGAGAAUUGCCCAGAAAAUUUAAUGAUCCUGAGGAGUUUUCGAGUUAUUUGUCUCGGUCGAUUUUUGUGGUGUCUACAGGCAGCAAUGAUUAUGUAAACAACUAUUUACAGCCAAAUAUUUAUGGGACGAGCAAGCGCUAUACUCCUGACUCAUUUGCCAAACUUCUCGUUGAUGCACUUUCUCAACAACUUCAGAGGUUAUAUCGACUAGGAGCAAGAAAGAUAAUAAUGUUCGAGAUAGGACCAAUUGGUUGCAUUCCAUCAUUUACAAAGAAGCUUCGACACAAUGGACGUUGCAACGAAGAAUAUAACGCUCUCGCAGUAAUUUUCAACAAUCAGCUGAGUGAAAUGCUCAAAAAUCUCACUUCCACCCUUCAAGGCUCCGCUUUUAUUCUUGGCCAUGGUCAUUGGCUCGGCUACGACGCCAUCAUCAAUCCUUCUGCUUAUGGUUUAAUGGAUCCAACAAGUCCAUGUUGCAUCACUUGGGGAAAUGGGACAUCAGCUUGCAUACCAGAACUUGAGCCGUGCGGCGACGCUGAUAAACACUACUUCUGGGAUGGUUAUCAUCUUACUGAAACAAUAUAUAGGGUUAUUGCUACUAAAUGUUUCAAUGGAACAUCUCUUUGUAUUCCCAAAAAUAUUAAGGAACUUGUGGAAGACUGA
Solanum tuberosum (potato) is the source of this 1080-nucleotide messenger RNA. RefSeq names its product GDSL esterase/lipase 7-like. The transcript has 4 exons. Gene Ontology annotation, molecular function: hydrolase activity, acting on ester bonds. Bases 1 to 1080 code for a protein of 359 amino acids. The record is from RefSeq and is a predicted model, not a curated record. NCBI's taxonomy places the organism in Eukaryota, Viridiplantae, Streptophyta, Magnoliopsida, Solanales, Solanaceae.